Molecule: messenger RNA, 2447 nt
Organism: Pelobates fuscus (common spadefoot toad)
Lineage: Eukaryota; Metazoa; Chordata; Amphibia; Anura; Pelobatidae
Gene: DDAH2
Product: DDAH family member 2, ADMA-independent
Exons: 7
Coding region: 278-1096 (272 amino acids)
Biological process (GO): positive regulation of nitric oxide biosynthetic process; arginine metabolic process
Molecular function (GO): amino acid binding; dimethylargininase activity
Source: RefSeq, a predicted model, not a curated record
GAUGGAGGGAGGGGGACGAAGGCUGGGAUAGGGGGGCUGUAGGGAAGGACUCGGUGACCCCUGGCUCUCUGCGGUUUGGGGACAAGGAGCUGUCACGUGGCUGUCCCUCUCCUCCCUGCGGAAGUGAAUGCAGGAAACAAACCAGAGUUCUGGAGAAGAGGAGAUUUAACAGAGGGGGAGAGGGAUUCAGUAGCAAGCAGGUAGAAAGGAUUGUUCUCUCAGUAGCACCUGUGUGAGUUUAGCAUUUUCUUUCUCACCCCUUCUUGGGGCAUUAGCAAUGACUGGGCGCUACACCCAUGCCGUGGUCAGGGGUGUGCCCUCCUCCCUGGCACAGGAGGCGGAUGGGAAGAUCGAACUGGCAAGAGCACAAAGGGAGAGUGGUGUGUACUGUGGCAUUCUGAGGCAGAAGCUGGGCUUGCAGGUAGUGGAGCUUCCCCCUAAUGAGGACCUGCCAAGGGGGCAACUGACUGGUGACACGGCGGUAGUGAUUGCGGAUACAGCACUCAUCACUCGGCCAUGGAUACCAGCUAGAAGGAAAGAGACUGAAGGCUUGCAGAAGCUGUUCGAAGAAUUGAAAUUCCGGGUUUUUGAAAUCACAGAUGAGAACGCCACAAUAGAUGCCAGUGAUAUUCUUUUCACAGGGACGGAGAUAUUUGUGGGUUUAUCUAAAUGGACCAAUCUCAGAGGAGCAGAAAUGGUGGCGAAAACCUAUCAGGAUUAUGCCGUCUCUACUGUCCCAGUUCCGGAUGAUUUGCAUCUUAAAAGUUUCUGCAGUAUGGGGGGCCCGGACACCUUAGUCAUAGGAAGCAGUGACACUGCAAAGAAAGCACUCAAGGUGAUGGAGCAGCUGACAGAUCAUCAUUACGAGACCCUCACUGUACCGGACGAUCCUGCCGCUAACUGCAUUUACGCUCGAGUGGGCACCAAAACGAAUGUGCUAAUCCAUCGCAGUGCUGACGAGUACCCAAACAGCGUCCAGGUCUUCCAGAAGCUCACAGAUUACACCCUGGUCCCUGCUUCCUGUUCAGAGGUGUCCAAGAUUGGGGGCUGUCUGACGGCCUGCUCUAUACUAAUAAGCCGCAAGGUGGAGAUAUAAACUCAACAUAUCGGCCGGGCCAAGGGAGACCUGCAUAGAUGGACAGCUUUCCUCCGUGUGAGUGUGUAUGUACACUCACUCCCUCUCAAUGUGCAUAAAUAGAGUUCAAACUUUAGAUAUAUUAAGUGCAUUAAACGGAGAUAAAUGCGUUCUUUUUAUACCGUACGUGCGUGUACAUACACAUCACACACAAUGUGCUUAUUAAGUGCACAGAUUUCUACAGUGAACGCUGCCUGUAGAGUUCAGUAUUUUCUGGCUAUAGUUACUUUUUAUUUUCUCUCCCCCCCCCCCCCUUAAUUAAAAAGUUGUGGAUGUUCUUUGUUUUGAAAAAUCUUGAAUUGUUUUUGCACAACCCCAGUCUCUUCCAACAGCCUGGAGUUUUGGCUGUUCUGAGUGCUUAGGAGUGAUCAGUUACCCCCUCCAGCUGGUGCCAUUUCUGAUAAGUGAUGCCCCGCUUAUUUGAGCUGUGAUCGAUUUACCAGAAUAUAAACAAAUUCCUCUUAUCUCUGCCGUAGGAUCAGCGUCCCCGUUUACAACAUUUUGAUGUCGUUUCCAGUAUAUCCCCUAAAAACCACCAGUCACUUUUAACAGUCCUUUUUAUUACAUUUCGGUUAAAACUUUCUUUUCCACUCAUAAACACUCAGCCUCUUGCACUGUGGUCAGUUAAUGGGAGCACAUUUAACAGUGCUUAAUUUCAAAGUCUUUUUGGUGCUAAAAUGUUAAAGCCCCUUUAACGCAUCAUAUCAUACAGACUCCAUUAUGCCCCAACUCUGUUAUUUUUACACAGAGCUGAGCUUCCACUGUUCAAUAUUUUUAGGUUUCAUUAGACUUUGCCAUUUCCUCAGAAUCCGCUCCUCGAUCUUGGAAUUCUGUCUGAUCUUCUUUUUAAUGUUUUGUAAUUACUCCACCUUAAAUAUUUCCAUUAUCUCAAUUAGAAUUUGGGGGGUAUGUAUUUAUCACAAUCAGUAUUAAUGCAUCUACUAUAGUGUGGUUUUUCUUGUGCCAACAAAGUGAUAUUUCACCAAAUAAGACCUAUCUGUGCCUGCACCUUUUUUUCUUUCCACAUUUCGGUGGUUUUCGUUCAGAUUGUGGCUUUGUCUUUGUAUAUGAAAUGCAGAACGGCUUCACAACAUGAUUCACAGUCACAGCUGAAAGCCUUUUCCUGAGAGAUGCAGAUUGCUUCAUACACAAGAAAAUGACGCGUGCACAAUGGUAGGGAUUUCCAGAGAGAUUCCCCCCCUACUUUUAUACCUCCACUCUUUCAGUCCCCCAUCUAUAAUAUACUGGAAACAGAACGAUUGUGUUUUUAUAUUCCUCUGCGUUUAUAAUUAAAGAGCUUCAAGAACAAAUA